Molecule: messenger RNA, 726 nt
Organism: Thalassophryne amazonica
Lineage: Eukaryota; Metazoa; Chordata; Actinopteri; Batrachoidiformes; Batrachoididae
Gene: lim2.2
Product: lens intrinsic membrane protein 2.2
Exons: 4
Coding region: 116-640 (174 amino acids)
Cellular component (GO): plasma membrane
Molecular function (GO): structural constituent of eye lens
Source: RefSeq, a predicted model, not a curated record
UGAGUAGUUUUUUUUAAAAGAGUCGACAGUUGAUGAAGCACCGUUUGUCGUUCCUGUCUUCUCUUUCCAGCUGCUGAGUGGUCAGGAGGACGGUGCCAACUCCACCUUCUCCCCCAUGAUGUACACGUUAGUAGGGGGAGGCACGCUCUGUGGCCUGGCCUCCCUUGUGCUUCUCAUUGUUUCUACGGCAACCGACUUCUGGAUGCAGUACCGGUACUCUGGUAGCUCGGCCAAUCAGGGGCUUUGGAGGUUCUGCAUCAACCACAAAUGUCAUGCUCACACCAUAACUGUAGCCUUCUGGGAUGCGACCCGGGCCUUCAUGUUGCUGGCAGUGUUGAGUUGCUUUGCCGGUGUGGUGCUUGGCCUGAGCGCCUUCACCAAUGGUACCAAGAACAGGAGGGUCCGUACGGGCGGCAUUGCCCUGGUCCUCUCAGGUUUUCUUGCUCUAUUGGCUCUGGCCAUUUACACUGGUGUGACGGUCACUUUCUUUGGCAAACGCUUUGUGGACUGGUGCUUUUCCUGGUCCUACAUCAUAGGCUGGGUGGCCAUCAUUUUGGCUUUUGCUGCAGGUGUGUUCCAGCUGUGUGCUUACCAGAGGACCACUGCAGAACCUCCUCCUGCAAAUACAGCAGACACCUAAAGAAAAACGCACCCAUCCAAAACUAUGAUUGUUGAUAUUGCUGCUUUGGAGAUCCUAGAACAAAAUAAUAAAUAGAAAUGACACAC